This is a messenger RNA of Nothobranchius furzeri (turquoise killifish), 2866 nucleotides long. It is a transcript of the gene adm2b, whose product is annotated as adrenomedullin 2b. Lineage: Eukaryota; Metazoa; Chordata; Actinopteri; Cyprinodontiformes; Nothobranchiidae. Gene Ontology annotation, cellular component: extracellular region. Gene Ontology annotation, molecular function: hormone activity. The record is from RefSeq and is a predicted model, not a curated record. Gene Ontology annotation, biological process: positive regulation of heart rate; adenylate cyclase-activating G protein-coupled receptor signaling pathway; regulation of systemic arterial blood pressure.
ACAAGAAAAGUGGGUUUCUUUGUAAAACUGUGAUUAGAUGAGUCGAGUGGGGCUGUGGGAGGUUUAAUUAGGUAAUAGUGUUAAGAAGGGCAGAGAAUAAGCCUUCCUCCCUCCUCCUCCUCCUCCUGCUCCUUUUUCAGAAAGGCUUUAUAACCGAGAAACCUCCAGCUGCUCCCAGUGUGGACUUUCAUGAUCUCCUGAGUUUACCGACUGAUGCCAGCGAGCAGGUAAACGCUGGGAAGAUGAUGAUGCUGUCCCUCAUCUUUACGGACUCUUAGAGGCAAAUUUAUCUUGAACAGUUUUUGCUUUGAUCCAGCUUCCACAUUUGGCCAUCUUUACUUUAUUUUUGAUAUUUCUACGAGUAGAGUUUGGAUUGUUGGUUUUUUUUUCACCUCUGCGGAGACAGUUUCCCUCUGCUCCUCUAACAUGUGUGUCCUCCCUCCGACGUGGCUGUGCCUGCUGCUCGGCCUCCUGCCUCUAGAGGUCCAGACCCGGGUUCUGACCGUAUGCAGAGCUCACACACACAGGUUGAGUUCAAGCCAAAUCUCUGAAUUCCCAAAGCCAUCCCACCCCGAAGUCUCACCGACACCGUCUGAUCUCUCUGACGGGAAUCAAAUCCCAGAAAAGGUCCAGAAUAUCUUCUGGAGAACCUCACUGAACAAGGAUACCUCACCAGAGCUCCUUGGCUCAUUGCUUUAUGGAAAUCACAAUCUGCUGCCACAGCGUGGGUCACGGGGUCGUCGCCACGCCAACGGCAGCGGUAUGAGGGGCCAGGGCCAACUGAUGAGGGUAGGCUGCGUUCUAGGCACCUGUCAGGUCCAGAAUCUCAGCCAUCGGCUCUAUCAGCUGAUUGGACAGAGCGGGAGGGAGGACUCCUCCCCCAUUAACCCAGGCAGUCCUCACAGCUACGGCUGAGAUCACACCUUAAAUCCAGCAGGAAGCUUCUAACGAGAACUUCACUCUCAGAGAUCGCCCUGCUCCUCUGAAGGUCUGUGAUAUGGAGUCACAAAUGUUAGUCCUGAAACUGACUUUUCUUUUAACAUUUGCGACUAUAAUUCUGACAGAGACUCCGUUUACCAACAAAUGUCUGGAAUAUUUGAAUGUGGCAACGCUCAAAACAAGAAACACAUAAAAAGCUCUGACUUCAACUGCUUUUCAGCUUGUAAGAAGGUUGUUUUUUUAUGGAGGAGAAACUAUUCAAAUAUCUGCUCACAGAUUAGAUUUGAUAACAUUAAACCAGAAGUUUGUAGUUAAUAUGAUGAACUUGAAGCUUCUUAAGAAGACAUUUUGAUGGUUUUCACGUGGUUUUCUGUGUAAAAGUUAUAAACAAUACCUCCCCUGACCCCUCUGCUUUCAAGGCGCGAGGGUCGUGACCUUAUUGAGAUCACUAACAAUAGUUUACUGCACUUUAUCAUUUUGCAUUACAAACAUUUAGGUUUUAAAUGAAUAAAACUGUAAAACAGACCAGCCUGUCUCAGACUGGCUGGCCCGUCUCACGUCUGCUGUUCAUCCUGCUGAUUGAACUGGUCUGAGCUCUGUGAUAAUCUAUUUAAACGUGCAUUCAUCUCCCCCUGCAAAAACAAGCAGCUUUAAGACCUACAGAAACCAAGAUUAGGCAUUCGAACCCAGACAAAUCCUUACCCAGAAGCCCACAGCAGAAACAAAUGCUAACCCAGUUCCUUUUACUGUAACUUCUUUCUACAAAGUGAAUGUUGACUAUCAAAUAUUUGUUUUUCGUUUAGCUCAUAUUUUUUGUCUAGUUUCUGUAGCUCUUGUUCAUAGGAAUGCAUAAAAGCACUUUAUUUGUCCUCACUUUCAGAAUGACUUGAAUUUUAAACAUGUUGUUUUGUGAAUUAAAGCUUUUUGCUGUGAAAACCCCACAAUAUCAAAUCUGUGCUUCUUCCUGGCUAAAUGUGCUUUUGCCAAACAAUUGUUGCAUUCAUAGCAAAGCUGUGUAAUAAAAUAGAUUUUACGUUGAGUCUGAAUGUGACCUUUACGAUUUGUUCCUCUCCGGGUUAUUGGUAACACAAUGAAACUGGGCUGCUGCGAGCCCAGAAACGUACAUCUAUUCAGCUCUGGAAACAAUCACAGCAACAGCUUCUCGGGUUGUUGUUAAAGAAAAGCCGUUAUUUCUGAUUCCCGCUGUUUGUGCGAGGGGUACUGUUCAGAUGCUUCUGUCUGAAUGUGUGUGUCAUGUGUGUCAUCAUUGUGAAAGUGGGAGAAACUUGGAUGAGUCACCAUGACCACAUAACUGCAAGUUUCUCAAAAGGAACAUAUCAUGACAAUUUUUUUCUAAAGUUAUAAUAAAACAUGUUUAUUAAGUUCUUAGCACUAAAUCCCUCUCACAUGAAGCAAUUUCAGCAGUUUUAUUGUUGACAGUUUCAGUGCCUUCCAGAAUGAGCCUUUUCAGGGCCCUGUUACUUUAAGAAAGCAUGCUGUAGUUGGCCACACACACCCAUCCCCCUGCUCAGGCUGCUAUAAGCUGAGAAGCUCUGAUAUCCAGGAGGGGCUUAAAGAAUUGCAGCUCCUCCAGCAGCAUCUCUCUCUUGCUUAGUUCUGUUUUAAUUUCCUCAUCUAUGACAUCACAAACAGGGACUUUUUAAAACAGCUUGUUUAGCACACAUAAUUGCUAAAAUCAAACUCUGACGGCAGAUGGUCGGAUUUUUCAAGCUUCAAGUGUUUGUGGAGGCAUAGAAACUCACGCGGCAGCAAAAAAGUACAGGAACGUACGUUUUGCAUAAUAUGUCCUCUUUCAACUAGAGAUUUUGUCAUUUGUGAUCAGGACAAACUGCUGCAGAAUUAUCAGUAAAGUUCAGUUUUUAUUUUAAGGAAGGAUAAAUAAUUCAUCCUCACACACACACGUAUG